Salvelinus fontinalis (brook trout) is the source of this 1311-nucleotide messenger RNA. Its product is annotated as zinc finger protein 16-like. The coding region runs from base 1 to 1065 and encodes 354 amino acids. Gene Ontology annotation, molecular function: RNA polymerase II cis-regulatory region sequence-specific DNA binding; DNA-binding transcription factor activity, RNA polymerase II-specific. Lineage: Eukaryota; Metazoa; Chordata; Actinopteri; Salmoniformes; Salmonidae. The record is from RefSeq and is a predicted model, not a curated record. The transcript is spliced from 5 exons. Gene Ontology annotation, biological process: regulation of transcription by RNA polymerase II.
AUGAGAAACUGCUGUGCGGUGAAUUGUGCUAAUCGAGGUGGUCAAGGAUGGAGAUUCUUCACUAUACCAAGAGGAUCUCACCCCUUCCAAAAGAAUAGAAGACGGUUGUGGCUGCAAGCCAUAAAACGAGUGGAUUGGGGCCCUGAUGGUCUGAGGGGUGAUUAUAGCUUGUGUGGAGCUCAUUUCAUCUCUGGAGAACCUUCUAUGGACUACGACAGCCCCGAUUUUGUUCCAUCAAUAUUUCCCCAAGGCAAACAGACAAGAAACUCAAAGACAAGAUGCAGUAAAGCACAGUCUAAUGGCAGUGCUGUUGCCCUGGCAAGUCCAGACACAGAGGUUGAUGUCCUUCCUGACUGUUCUGAAGUGCUGCAUGGUCCUGACUGUUACCAUAGUGACCAAAGCACGCUGGAGGAUGAAAGUCAGACGCUGGACCUGAAUAUCAAAGAAGAAGAUGUGAAUCAUUUUAUGUAUCUAAACUAUUCUGGAGUUCUGAAAGAGGAAAAGAAAGAGGAAACGUGGGAGUGUCCUCAGCCUGGGAAAUUGGGUCCUGACUGUAACCAUAGUGACCUAAGCAAGCCAGAUCCAAAGAUGGAGUCAGUCAAGAUUGAGGAUGAAAGUCAGACACUGGAGCUGACUGUUAAAAUCAAAGGAGAAGAAGAGGAGGAAACGUAUGGCACUGAAUGUGGCAAGACCUCUUUGGCAACAAGGAAUCAGCUCACGUCCACUGGAGAGAAGUCCUACCAUUGCUCUGACUGUGGGAAGAGUUUCAGUCAACAUUCAAACUUAAAACAGCAUCAGAGAACACACACAAGGGAGAAAUCUCAUAGCUGUUCUGACUGUGGAAAGAUCUUCAGUCAUAAAUGGAGUUUGUUAUACCACCAGAGAAUACAUACAGGGGAGAAACCGUAUAGCUGCUCGGACUGUGGGAAAAGUUUCAGGCAAAAGGGGAGUAUGGUACAACAUCAGAGAACACAUACAGGGGAGAAAUCCUAUAGCUGCUCUGACUGUGGGAAGAGUUUUACCGCAUCUUCUACUCUAAAGAACCACCAGCGUAAAACACACUAGAGAAAAGCUUCACUCGACAUCAACAUUUCUCUCAACAUCAGAGAACAGUGUGUUGGAUGCGUUUGUUUUGGUUGUUUCAGAUGUUGUGCCCAAUAGAAAUUAAAGGUAAAUAAUGUAUUGUCACUUUUAUUGUAAAUAAAAAUAGAAUGUGUUUCUAAGCACUUCUACAUUAAUAUGGAUGUGACCAUGAUUAUGGAUAAUUGUGAAUGAUGAGUUAGGCAUAAAUAUCAUAUACACCCCCCCCCC